Molecule: messenger RNA, 1459 nt
Organism: Balaenoptera ricei (Rice's whale)
Lineage: Eukaryota; Metazoa; Chordata; Mammalia; Artiodactyla; Balaenopteridae
Gene: RPUSD4
Product: RNA pseudouridine synthase D4
Exons: 7
Coding region: 33-1163 (376 amino acids)
Biological process (GO): pseudouridine synthesis
Molecular function (GO): RNA binding; pseudouridine synthase activity
Source: RefSeq, a predicted model, not a curated record
UGGGCUUGGCUCGCACCUCCCUUCUCGGCAAGAUGGCGGCUCCUAGCUGUAGUGUGCCUGGCCUCUGGGUCCGGGGUUCCUGGCAGCGUCUGGGGAAUCUCUUCACUUUCGUCUCAAAGCCACUUUGUUCCGCUGCUGCUGCCUCUCGGCCCCUGGAUGCCCAGCGAUUAGCGGAGAGGCUUCGAGCCCAGAAACAGGAACAAAAGACGAAGAAGCCGGUGCCCACAAACCCUGUUCAGCGGAGAGUGCAAGAACUACUGCGGUUCACAGAGCAGCUGCAGCGCGUCCACCCCAACGUGCUUGCUAAGGCGCUGAGCCGAGGACUUGUCCACCAGGACAAGGACCUUGUGGUCAUCAAUAAGCCCUACGGUCUCCCUGUGCAUGGUGGCCCUGGGGUCCGGCUCUGCAUCAGUGAUGCACUGCCUGUCCUGGCGAAGAUGCUUCACGGCCACAAGGCAGAGCCCUUGCAUCUGUGCCAUCGGCUGGACAAGGAAACUACAGGCGUAAUGGUGUUGGCUUGGGAAAAAGAAGUGGCGCAUCAAGUCCAAGAGUUGUUUAGAACCCGUCAGGUGACAAAGAAGUACUGGGCCAUCACGAUGCGCGUCCCGGUGCCCUCAGCGGGAGUCGUGGACAUUCCCAUCAUUGAGAAGGAGGCGCAGGGCCAGGAACGACACCACAAGAUGACGCUGUCCCCGAGCUACUGCAUGGACAAUGGGAAGAUAGUGAGGGUGCGGACCAGCAGGAACGCACACCUGGCUGUGACUCAGUACCGGGUGCUGAGCAGCACCCUCUCCUCCGCCCUCGUGGAGCUCCAGCCUAUUACCGGAAUAAAGCAUCAGCUUCGAGUUCACCUGUCUUUUGGGUUGGAUUGCCCAGUCCUUGGUGAUCACAAGUACUCAGACUGGAACAGGCUGGCCCCCCAGAGGCUGUCUGCCUGCCUCCUGAAGAAGAUGGGGCUGCCGCAGUCCAAGGCCCGCCACGUCCCCCUGCACCUGCACGCCCGCCAGCUGACCCUGCCUGCCCUGCAGCCCGGGAAGGAGGGCCUCAACUUGGUCUGCAAGCCUCCUCGAUGCUUUGUCCUUUCCCUGCGCCGUCUGGGCUUGAAGAUGCCGAGUCGGGAUCAAAAUGGGGACGAGGAAGCCACACACUCGGGAGCACAGUGAAGACGGUUGGGCAGUUUGCCCUGAAUUCUUCUCUCUGUUUAAGGGACUCUGCUAACUUCUCACUUGGGACAGACCCAGAAGAGCCAGGCCUGAUGAGUUGAAGAAACAGCUGCUUCAGGGCUCUUACUGGGGCCUAGUGUCUGUUUCUCGACACUUUGGCCACAUGCUGGAAAAGCCAGCAGGCAGUCUGCCUGCUUCAGAGUGGAAGAGAGCCCAGGACCAGGAGAACUAAAGCACAGAAUCUGUGAUCAGGAACUGUUUUUACCCAACAAUAAAGCUCUUGGUCUGUCAGGAAA